Molecule: messenger RNA, 1796 nt
Organism: Pichia membranifaciens NRRL Y-2026
Lineage: Eukaryota; Fungi; Ascomycota; Pichiomycetes; Pichiales; Pichiaceae
Exons: 1
Coding region: 170-1693 (507 amino acids)
Biological process (GO): amino acid transmembrane transport
Cellular component (GO): membrane
Molecular function (GO): L-amino acid transmembrane transporter activity
Source: RefSeq, a predicted model, not a curated record
CGCAGAGAAAGACACAGUUCGAGCUGAGCCACAGAUUUUUCUUCUUAUCGUCACGGCGGGCGCGUUGCUGACAAAAAGAAAAGGAGGUGCUGUUGAUGUUGUUGCAGAUGGCUGCUUCUCGUUCUUCUUGCUGGAAUGAAGAGCUUCGGAGACAUACAGCAUACAGAUAAUGACACACGUCACCGCAGAAGAUAGUCCGCAUGGACGGCACAUGGGUGUCACCGACGUGGUGAUGAUGAUUGUGCAGAGAAUUAUCGGAUCAGGCAUAUUUGCAGUCUCGUCGAUGAUAUACAGAGAUGUGGGGGGUUCGCCGGCGCUCUUCUUCCUUGUGUGGCUCAUAGCGGGAUACUCGAGCUAUGCCGGACUCAUGUGCUUCUCGGAGUUGGGUUCUGUGAUCCCACGAAGCGGCGGCUUGAAGAUCUUCUUGCAGAUCAUCUAUGACAAGCCCUACAUGAUGAUCAACGUGGUGUUUGGCGUCUUCAUCGUCAUCUUCGGCUCGAUCAUCGCUAACGUGAUGAUUUUCGGCGAGUACCUCCUCUAUGCGUUGGACUUCCAGGAUGAGGAGACGAUAGCCAACUACUACAAGCCCAUUGGCUUUGCUUUCUUGAUUUUGGUUUCCGUCAUGUUGUUGGUGUCGACUAAGUUUGUGAUCAAGCUGCAAACGUUCACCGGGUUCCUGAAGGUCAUACUCUUGCUCGCAGUGUCACUCAUAGGUAUCGGCGUGCUUGUCUUGCCGUCCUCAGUGACAAACAUCCCGAACAACCUCCACUCGGGCGAUUUUUUCAAGAUCAAGACGUCUGUCAGCGUCUCCUCCUUCACGUCGGCAAUCUUGAAGGGGAUCUUUUCGUUCAACGGCUGGCAUACAAUCCACAACGUGCUUGGCGAAAUCAAAGACCCAGUGAGGACGAUGAAAAGGGCUUCGCCGCUGGCGAUCUUUCUCAUCAACUUGUGCUACAUGUUGAUCAACUUGACAUACCUCAUUGUAAUUCCGUCCGAAGAGCUUUUGGAGAUCAAUGAGAUGGUUGGGUUGGUGCUUUUUGAAAAAGUGUUUGGCAACUCCGUCGGCAAGCUUGUAUUGUCAGCCCUGAUCGCCUUCUCCGUCGGUGGCAACGUCAUCACUGUGCUCUACCACAUCUCCAGAAUGAACCAGGAGAUUUUCAGGGAAGGGUUCAUGCCCUUCAGCCAGUUCUUUGCCUCGAACAUCCCGUUUGGGUCCCCGAUGCCGGCCCUGCUCAUCCCCGUCGUCAUCACGUCGCUCUUCCUCGCCAUCCCGACAGAGUCAAACGUCUUCAACUACGCCAUCAACCUUGAGAGCUACCCAACACAGAUCUUCUUCGGCAUGGCGUGUUUUGGCAUCCUUAUCUUGAGACGCCGCUCUCCCCACAUAGUGCCAAGCAUCAAGGCCUCUGCUCUUGACAUCGCCUUCAUGGUCUUCUUCUCGCUCUUCAUGUUCCUCGGUCCGCUGGUCAGACCGGACAACAGCGAGUUUAAGGGCUUGCCCAACUACGCAUACACUUCUAUCCUCAUCCUCCUGAUGUGCAUGCUUUACUGGUUCUUCAUGUUCAAGGUCUGCCCGCGGGUGUUCAAGUACCAGCUUUCUCAAGAAGAGGUGACCCUCGACGACGGCAUGAAGAUCAACAAGUGGACUCACAUCGAUCUCCCUGCCGACGGUGGUCUCUACGAGGCCAUCUAGACCUGUCUAUCGGACAUCAAGCUGCGUCCCCUGUCUAGCAUCUAUACAAAAACAGUAACUUUCCAGUAUCCCUGACAAACAUGUGAAUUUUCCGAAACAGUAG